Ilex paraguariensis (yerba mate) is the source of this 1369-nucleotide messenger RNA. Lineage: Eukaryota; Viridiplantae; Streptophyta; Magnoliopsida; Aquifoliales; Aquifoliaceae. The record is from the annotation of a GenBank genome assembly.
GCUACGUUUACGGCCUGCAGUAGUAAUUGAUCCACACUCAAACUAAAGGCCCCGCAGUCGUAUUGUAUCACCACCUACAGUAACCACCUUCGUCAUCGCUCAUUACCAACAUCAUUAACAGGAGCUCCAAAGCAUUCCACCGAUUGAUGUGGGCUUCUGUUACCGGCGGUGGUCUACGAUUUCUACGCUACCACCGUGUUUCUCUUCCUCCUGUUCCCUUCGUCUCCUCUUCUUCUCCUCCGAUUACGAUUUUUCGUGCCCUAGCUCGGAUGGACUCGGCAAAAUAUACAGCCGGUGGCUCUUCUUUCACUGCUUCUGCUCAUUCAAGUGGAAGUGGUGGUCGAGGAAGAGGUUUCGAACUGAAAGAUAAUCGCGAAAGAUCGAGAGGCCGUGGCGGUGGUUCGGGCAAAGACAAAAUUGAUGCUCUUGGGAGACUUCUAACACGGAUUUUGCGGCACCAGGCUUCUGAGUUGAACUUGAAUUUGAGGAGUGAUGGCUAUGUUAAGGUUGAAGAUCUAUUAAAGCUCGAUUUGAAAACAUUUGCCAACAUUCCACUGAGGUCACACACAAUUGGUGAUAUUAGAGAGGCUGUCAGAAAAGACAAUAAACAGAGGUUUAGCCUGUUGGAAGAGAAUGGGAACCUUUUGAUACGUGCAAACCAGGGACACUCAGUAACGGCGGUUGAAACUGAAAGAUUAUUAAAACCUAUACUAUCAGCUGAAGAAGUACCUGUCUGUGUACAUGGGACCUACAGGAAGAAUUUGGAAUCAAUUCUGGAGCAUGGUCUUAAAUGCAUGAAUAGAUUGCAUGUCCACUUCUCAUGUGGGUUGCCAACAGAGGGUGAAGUGGUUAGUGGUAUUAGACGGGAUGUUAACGUCUUGAUAUUUCUCGAUGUCAGAAAAGCUUUGGAAGAGAGUAUGAGGCUUUAUAUUUCAGACAACAAGGUGAUCUUGACUGAAGGUUUUGAUGGUGUUGUGCCAGUAACGUUCUUUGAGAAGAUCGAGUCAUGGCCAGAUAGACGACCCAUACUAUUUUAGACGGGAUGCAAGUGGUUUUCUCUCUUACUUCAUUAUUUGCAGGGGGCUACUUCAAGGUCUCUAGAGAUUGUUUGACCUAGAAUUGCAUGACCACGCGGAUAUCAUAUGAAUCUGAAUCCUCUCAGUUUUAGAUUUUAUCAAUUUCGAUCGAGUUAUUGGUGCUCAAUGUGUGUUGGAACUGUUGAUGGAGCCCUAUCAAAAAAAUUUAUAUAAUUGCACCGCUGAAAUUUAUGUAAUACUGAUUACUGGUUAUACUGUGAGUACAUGUAAAGUUCUCAUCUUCCUAUUUAAGGAGUUGAGCUGAAAAAUGGCUUGAUGAACCAUUCUCUUUG